AACGAAGCAAGGCUUGAGCGCUUCGAGCGAUAUAUCCGAAGGAGAGGGGGAAGAUGUCUCGAAGGGGAGAAUAUGGCGAACGGUCAGCACUGCCACUCUGAGUGCUCGAGCAGAUCAGCACUGACACUCUCUGGCUUGCUUCUCCGUCGACGCCUCCGCUGUCCGAUCUGCAAAUCAUCAUCUGCAACAUGUCUUGGAUCACCGCGCCCUAUGCCAAUCACAAUCUCAGUAACGGAGAUCAUCAUUUUCCAACACGUCCAGUCGACAAGGAAAAGGUGCAUCACAUCCCUCGCCAGGGACGAGACAGAGCUGAAUGUGCGAGCGGAACAAAGGCCGAAGCGGAACUGUCACUGAACAUCAAGAAGGCCUGCUCGCCCGAAGAGACUGCUCCCAAAGCCAAGCAUGUCCGAAAGUGCAUCGUAUACACCUGGGACUAUCAUUCGUCGCAGUCCAUCUGGACUGGCCUGCGAGUCCAGCCUAUCCUGUCAGACGAGAUACAGACCUUCAAAGCACUCAUCGUCGUCCAUAAAGUGCUGCAAGAAGGUCAUGCUUGCGCGAUCAAAGAAGGACAGGCGCAAACGGGCUGGCUCGAGACGUGCGCGAGGACCGUAGGCAAUGAUGGCGCGAGAGGCUAUGGCUCACUCAUUCGGGCUUACGUCACACUCAUCCUGCACAAGCUCAAAUUCCACAAGAACCAUCGCGAAUUCAACGGCUUGUUCGAGUACGAGGAAUACAUCUCCCUCAAAAACAUCGACGAUCCCAAUGAAGGGUUUGAGACGAUAUCGGAUCUGAUGAACCUACAAGACACCAUCGACUCUUUCCAGAAACUCAUUUACGCUCAUUUCAGAGGCUCGACCAACAACGAGUGUCGAAUCUCCGCACUCGUUCCUCAAGUCAAAGAGAGUUACGGCAUCUACCGCUUCAUCACAAGCAUGUUACGCGCCAUGCACAGACGCACGGAUGCAGCAGAUGCACUCGCCGGGCUAGUCGAUCGGUACAAUGCUCAACAUCGCAACCUGCGCAAGUUCUAUUACGAAUGUGCCAAUCUCAAAUAUCUCACUGGUCUGAUCAAUGUCCCAAAGCUGCCUCACGAUCCACCCAAUCUGCUCGAUAGCGGCGACGCGCCCGAUCUUCCUCGACGGCCGCAAGCAGCCCAAACACCCAGACCACAGACGCCUAAAGAUGACGUAGACGAACAAGCUCGCAUGCUCAAAGAGUUUGAAGACAAGAAGCGAGAGCAAGAGCGUCUGCAGCGUCAGAGGGAGGAGGAAGCUGCCAGGCUUGCUGCCAUGCAAUCUCAGCAGCAACGCGACUUUGAAGAGCAGAAACGAUUGCAAGCCGAAAGAGAACGGAAAGCGCAGGAAGACUUGCUCAACAAUCAGUACAGCAAUCAAGCUGCUGGACGUGCGGCAGAGCUUGAGAGAGAGAUUCUUGCGAUGCGUGGACAAUACGAGCGGGAUCAGAUGAUGCUCGAACAGUACGACAGGAGAGUCAAAGCGCUCGAGAUGGAGCUCGCCACAAUCGGACAGAAUGUGCAGGCCCAGCUCAUGGGCAAAGACGACAUGCUCAGAUCACUGCAAGAUCAAGUCACGCUCUGGAAGAACAAGUACGAGGCUCUCGCGAAGCUCUACUCUCAGCUUCGAACGGAGCAUCUCGACAUGCUCUCGCGCUACAAGCAGAUGCAACUCAAAGCGAAUUCUGCACAGGAAGCGAUUGACAAGAUGGAGAGGAUGGAGCGAGAUCACAAAUCUAAGAACCUCGAGUUGGCCGAUAUGAUCAAGGAAAGAGAUCGAGCGAGAUUCGAUUCUGAUAGAAUGAAGUCAGGUCACAAGGACGAAUUGGAACGAUUACGACGCGAUUUGCGCUUCGCCGAGGAGCGCGCUGACGAUGCUACGCGCAACAAGAGCUCAGAGACCAAGAGCUUAUUGGCCAAAUACAACAGGCAGAUGACGGAGCUCGAAGACUCUCUACAAGCCAAGCAAGAUGAGAUCGAGAGAUUGCUAAAGCAAGUCAACAAUCACGAGACCGAUAUAGCCCGAGUGCGCGCAGAAAAAGACCAAGAGAUCGAGAUUAUGCAGCAUGGUAUGGACGAGACUAUACGGCAGCUCAGCGACGUGCAGAUCACUCAAGGCGCUACGGAUGAGGCUCUCAAUGCGCAGAUCGACAUCAUGGCGCUUGAUCACAAGAAGAGCUUGAAUGCCAUCAUCGAUUCAGUCUUACAAGCCUGUAUAGACAAAGUCGACGACGCUCGCUACGAGAUCGAGAGCCCUAUGCACGCCGGCAAUUCCAAUGCAACGCCCGCAGUCACACUGUCCAUUCUAGAAAAGGCCAUCAUCUCUACACAGGAAUUUGGCGAGGUUUUCAAGAAUCAUAUCGAUCAAGUGCCAGGUGGCGAACAUGUCGAGGUCAUCAAGACUUCCAAUGUCUUUGCUCAAGACAUCGCAGACCUCUUGCUCAACACCAAAGGCAUCACACGGUUGACUGCUCGCGACGAGGAUGCAGACAAGCUCGUCGCCGAGGGAGCGAAGCCAGGCGCCAUCGCUGUCGACUUUUUCAAAGCCUUGCAGUCAUUCCGCUUGGUUGGGACGACAGACAAGCGGGGUCUUGUCGAUAGACUCGAGAACAGCACAGAAAAUGCACUGAACGGUCUGAAUGCGGCGAUAGAUCGCCUGAUACCCAAAGCAGAUCAGAACCUUGCAGGCAUUUCUGUCGAUAGCGCUUUACAGGGAGCGGCCAAUGCUAUCAUGGCAGCUUCUCGCAAGCUACAAGAACUGAUGUCUCGUUCGCGAGAUGGCACGCAAUUCUCUGCAUCAGAGAUCAAAGUCCACGAUGAUAUCCUGGCGGCCGCUCUAGCAAUCACAGCUGCUAUUGCUGAGCUCAUCCGACGAGCUACAGCGUCUCAGAAGGAGAUCGUCGCUCAAGGGCGCGGAUCGAGCUCUGCGCAAGCCUUCUACAAAGCCAAUUCGCGCUGGACAGAGGGUCUCAUCAGCGCCGCGCGAGCAGUAGCAGACUCCACCACAUUGCUCAUUCGGACGUCUGAUGGCUUGAUCCAAGGCACGGCAUCCCUGGAGGAAGUCAUCGUUGCCUCCAACGAAGUGGCGGCUGCAACGGCACAACUCGUCGCCGCUUCUCGCGUCAAGGCAGACUUGCGUUCGCCCACUCAACUCGCGCUCGAGCAAGCUGCACGAGCUGUCACUGACGCAUGUAAGGCGCUCGUCAGGCAAGUCAGAGCUAUCACUGCCGCCCAAGGGCAAGCGCGCGGCCUAGGAAAUCUGACCUCCAUGGAAGAUCACUCCUUCAAGACCCUCUAUUUCAAUACACAAGUUGAUAUCGCGAAACUUGAGCGAGAGAUCGCAGAGAAGAGGCGGCAACUUGGCGAAAUACGUAGAGAGGAUUACCGCCGUGCGCCGCCAGAGAUUUGAGCCGUAUAUGCUCGCCAGUGAUGUAACGAAUGGUACAAUUUGCUUCCUUGCCUUAUAGGAGGGCACCACCUUGCGCAUAGUCGCUCAUUUAGAGUGAGACGUCUUGUCUGUGGCGCACUGUGACAGCAGCAGUCGUCGCCCUCAUCGCAGCGCCCCAGCUGAUAAUGCGAGUCUCGCACCAUGCAGUCAGCGCACUGCAGCAUCCGUGUUGCGUUCCUCAGCUUGCAGAUGCAAUUCGUCAAC
Messenger RNA from Mixia osmundae IAM 14324, 3665 nucleotides. RefSeq lists its product as uncharacterized. Gene Ontology annotation, molecular function: phosphatidylinositol-3,4-bisphosphate binding; clathrin-cargo adaptor activity; phosphatidylinositol-3,5-bisphosphate binding. Lineage: Eukaryota; Fungi; Basidiomycota; Mixiomycetes; Mixiales; Mixiaceae. The coding region runs from base 189 to 3422 and encodes 1077 amino acids. The transcript has 12 exons. The record is from RefSeq and is a predicted model, not a curated record. Gene Ontology annotation, cellular component: actin cortical patch; clathrin-coated vesicle. Gene Ontology annotation, biological process: clathrin coat assembly; endocytosis; actin filament organization.